AUGAUUGAGAAUAAUCGGCCUCUGGAUGUUCUUGUAAUCGGAGCAGGAAUUGCGGGCCUUUCAGCGGCAAUUGCUCUCGGAAAACAAGGGCAUCAUGUAGUGUAUCACUGUGCCCAGAUUCUAGAAAGAUCAUCUUUUCUGAGGGAAACUGGAGCUGCAAUUCACCUUCCUCCAAAUUGUACAGCUCUGCUGAAAUGGAUGGGAGUGGAUCCGGAAGAAUUUGGGGGCACAAUUAUGAAUGAGAUCCAUCGAUAUAGUCAUGCCGGUGAGCUCAAGUAUAAGAAGGAUUUCGCUGGGGUUCGAGAGACGUGGCAGGCAGAAUGGUAUCUUGUUCACAGAGUGGACCUGCACAAUAAUCUCAAGCUGCAUGCGCUCAAGACCGCCACUCUGCAUACAGGAUGCAAGAUUACCGAUGUGGAUAUCAAUACCUCUCGCCCAUCAGUCACUCUAGAAGAUGGUCGCAUUUUUGAUGCCGACCUUUUGCUUGGUGCGGAUGGACUCCAUUCCCAAAUACGAAGGUCAGUUGCUCCAGGGGCGCCUGGCCCCUAUGCCGUGGGGAAGUCAUGCUAUCGGUGGCUCCUCCCUACUGAUAAAUUGAGGAAGCACGAAACAUCACGCGGUUUCGUUGAAGACCCUGGUAUCUUUAUGGAGUGGGCUACGGAAGGUGCUCGCUUAGUCGCUUAUCCUUGUUCCGAUAACAAGGUCUUUAACCUGUGCGCAUUUCUGCCUUCGAAAGAGGCCGAGUCGAGCGCCUCGCAAGUUGAUGGUUGGCAAACGGUCGGGGAUCAAAACGCGGUUGUCCAAGGCUUUGCCGAUUUCCAUCCCGGAGUUCAACAGAUCGUCCAAGAUGCCGAUCAGAACCUCAGAGUGUGGGAUUUGUAUGACAUGGAGAUGCUCCCGACCUGGACUGUAGGCCAAACUGCUCUAAUUGGCGAUGCUGCACAUCCGUUUCAGCCAUACAUGGGACAAGGGGGUGCCAUGGCAAUCGAAGAUGCUGUUGGCAUCGCUACUUUACUGCCCUAUGGUAGCAAAGCCAGCGAUAUUCCUUCGCGCCUCGAGUUGUACCAGUCGUCUCGUCGGCCACGAGUGGAAAUGAUCCUCAAUUUUACUCGAUUGAACGGUCGCGAUGACAGCGAUGCUGCUGGGGCCCGAAUCACGCGUAAGUUUCUCUGCUUCAAGAAGCGUGAGCAAAAUAGCUGA
Molecule: messenger RNA, 1200 nt
Organism: Penicillium macrosclerotiorum
Lineage: Eukaryota; Fungi; Ascomycota; Eurotiomycetes; Eurotiales; Aspergillaceae
Exons: 7
Coding region: 1-1200 (399 amino acids)
Molecular function (GO): monooxygenase activity; FAD binding
Source: RefSeq, a predicted model, not a curated record